GUUAUCAACAACAACAACAACACAAAAAAAAAGGCGUGAACUUUUAAAAUUUUAUUCAUUCAUUUUAAUUUCAAUCUUUUCAUUAUCACAUUUAUCAUUAUUAACACAUGAGUUAUCUAUAAUAUUUUAAAGGAAUAUGUGCGAGAUAGAUACAAAUAGAUAGAAAAUAGAUGCACAUAGAUACUACUGAAUUGAAUCGAUUUUUUGCACUAUUCUCUUCCUUUUUUUUUGGUUGUUCUUUUGAUUAUUGGAUAAUAGAUGAGAAUAUUUGCACAUAGAAACACAUAAAUUGAUUAUUACUAUUAGUUGAAUGAAUCAUGUGGAUUAUGAAUACAUUUUGUCAAUCUUUUGUCUAUAUUACUAUUUAUCAUGAUUUAUUUAUUAUACUAUUGUAUACAUUGUUAUUUAAUUGUAUUCAUGCUACCAUAGAUCAUUCACAUAUAUUAAAUGCUAAAUCUUAUUCUGAUAUAAAUUGGGAAAAUGAUUAUAAAAGAUCUCAUUUAUGGUCACCUAAAACACCAUUAAAUGUAUGGCCUGAUUUUAAAUUAAUACAACAAUGUGAUACAUUGAAUUUUGAAACAUUACGAUUUCAUUUUAAUCAAUCUAUGAAUGAUAAAGAUCUAUUUGAAUGGACUAGUAUUAGUUUAUUUAAUUCGAAUAGAUUAAAACGUGGUUAUAUACUACUUGGUGGAUCUUAUAAACAUCAAUCAUUCAAUAAUAAUGAUAAUGUAUCCCCUAGAUAUAAUAGUCAAAUGAUUUUAUGUUAUUUAAAUUGGAAAUCCGAUUAUGAAACAUUAUUAGGUUUUGGUUUUAAUACAAAUUCAUGUAUACCAUUAUUACAAUCAAAUUCAAUGAAUAGUAAUAAUAAUCAUGAAUAUCUUGGUGCAACAAGUCAAUCAUUAAAAAUUACACAAGAUUUAAGUGUAUUUAUAUAUUGUGAUCCAUUAUGGAGAGCUAAUUCUUUAGUACCAAUUGGUAGAUGUUAUUUACAUCUUAUCAAUAAUGGAGUUAUUCAAUCCAGUAUAGAAUUAGCUGAAUUUUGUCAAACUAAUUUAAAAGUAUUUACACCAUGUGCUGCUGGUCAUAGUAUUGCAUUAACAUAUAACAAUAAUAAUCAUAAUGAUAAUCAUGAUAAUAAUAAUCAUGAUCAAUUAUCUAAAUCAAUAAAUGAUCUAUUAUCGAAUAUUCAAUUAUGGAUUGGUCAACCAUUAUCUACACCAUAUGGACGUAUACAAAUUUUAACUAAUUUAUAUAAUACAAUGAAAGUAACAACAAUUAAUAGACCAGAAUCAAAUGAAUAUAGAACAAUUGGUUCAUUAUUUGGUUAUGCAUUAACUGAUGGUUUUGUCACAGCACCAGGAUUAUUUACAUAUGACCAAUAUAAUAGGAAUAAUACUAAUACAAAUAUUAAUCAUUUAUUUGGUAUACAUUAUACUAAAUCCUAUAGAGAUAAUAUUAAUGGAUUUUAUGAUCAUAUUGAUUGGUAUCCAGAAAUCAAUCAUACUAAUCCAUUCAAUGGUAAUGGUAUCUCUGUACUACGUGUUAAUAUAAAAGGAUCAUAUCUUAAAAGUGUUAUAAUUGGUGCACCAUAUACUAAAAAUACGAAUAUCAAUACUAAUACUAAUCAUACUAAAAUAGAUCCUAUUCAAUCAACCAAUUAUAAUAUUGGACGAAUUUAUUUAUUAUGUCAAUUAGAUUCAUAUGAAACAUCAACUACAAUAAUGGAUUAUUUAGAUGGUCCAAUAGAUUCAAGACAUUUCGGUUUUUCAUUAACAAAUCUUGGUGAUUAUGAUGGAGAUGGUAAUGAUGAUAUUGGAGUUGGUGCACCAUAUUUAAAAACAAAUACUACUUAUUUUAGUUAUAUUUAUUUUAUACGUUUAUUAUCCAAUUGUAAAUUUGAUAGAAUACCAUUACAUAUAUUAAAAAGUCCAGCAUAUGCUUAUGAUUAUGGUGCUUAUUUACCAUCGUAUACUGAAGAUUUAGAUUUUAAUGGUAUGAAUGAUUUAGUAGUACCAAUCUCUUCUUCUUCUUCUUCUUCUUCUUCUUCUAUAAAACAAAAUAUCUUAACAGAUCAAUCGAUUUUAGUUUAUGCAACACGUGAUCAAUGGAUUGCUGAUUGUCAUUAUUUAUUUCCACCAUGGUUAACUAUAAGAAAUUUAUACAAAAAUGAUAUAAUACCAAUACAAAUUAUCAUUUAUUUUAAUCAUUUUAAAUAUCGAUUAUUGAAAUCUAAUCAAAUCAAUAAAAAAUUAAUCAAUUCAUUACAAUUAGAUCAAUUAAUUCAUCAAAUUAAUCCUGAUUGGAAUGUAACCAAUAUAAAUGAACAACGUUUUCAUUUAAUCAAUUCCAUUCAAUCUCAUAUCGAAUUGAAACAAAAUCAAUUAAUUAUUGAUUUUAAUCUACAAGCUAAUAUGAAUAUUGAAGAGAUUAAUGAUUUAGAAUCAAUCAAUGGAGGUAUUUAUAUUGGUUAUCGAUUUUUACAACCAUGUUAUUUUAAUCAUGAUGUAAUCAAUCAAAAUGGUACUUGUUUAAAUGGAAGUUGGUUAAAACGUCCAUAUAUUGAUUGGUCAAAAUGUAUUCAUAAAUUACCAUUAACACGUUAUAUUUGUUAUCCAUAUCCAAUAUGUGAAAGUGAUAUAAUGUUAUAUGUAAAAGAUAUAAAAUCCAAUAAAUUGAUUAGUUUUCCAUAUAAAAAUAAAUCAAUAACUGAAUUCAAUCAAAAUGAUAUAAUCAAUGAACCAAUGACAAUGAAUAUUGAUAUAGAAUAUGGGAAUAAAAAUAGUUCUAGACAACAAAUACAAAUAGAAUUAUAUAAUUUAGGACCAACUCAAUCAAAAGGUACAAGAAUGGAAUUACAAUUUUAUGGAAAUUUAAAAUUUUCCCAUCUUGAAUUAGAAAUUGAUACUGUAACUAUAGAUAAUAAUAAUAUGACUAAACGUUAUACAGAAACAAUCAUGGUUGAUGUAUCAGAAAAUGAAACAUGGGUUAAUUGUCCUAUUGGUACAUUAUUACCAUUAUUAUCAUCAUCAUCCAUGAAUGAAACUAAUGAAAUAAUACAACCGAAUCAACGUUUUCUAUUAUCCACAUAUUAUGAUCAAUUUAUGUUAGAUCAAGUAGAUUUUCAAUUAGGUGCUGGAAUUACAAUUCAUGUAAUUACUGGUACAUUAGAUCCUCAACCAUUGAAUAAUAUUGUCCGUAUUAAUUAUCAUGUUAUACAUCGACCAAAUAUACGUAUAUCAUAUGGUCCUGGUAAUAUACCAAGUAAAAUGGAUAAUCGUACAAUUCCUUUAAAUGUAUUAUUGAAUCAACAAAAACAACGUAUUAUUGUAUCAGAAAUUGGUCCAAAAGUUGAACAUAUUAUACAAAUUGAAUAUAUGGGACCAUCAAAUCAAUUGAAUAAUGUUACUAUGAAUCUAUUAGUACCUAUUGAAUUAGAUACAAUGAAUAAAAAUGAUAAUAAACCACAAUAUAUAUUAUAUAUGUUUAAUGAAAUACGUUCAUCAUUAUAUAAUGAUAAUAAUAACAAUAUCCUUGAAUGGAUGGAUUCACGACCUAAAAUCUACUCUAUGAGUAAACAUAAUGAUAAUAAUGAUACAAAUGAUAAUGAUGAUAUAAGUAAAGUUGGAAAUUGUAUGAUAGUAAAUAGUGAAAAAGUAGUUAAUCCACGUGAAUUCAUUCCAAUGGAUGUGAAUACAAUUUAUUCACGAAAACGUCGUAAUGUUUUAACAAAAACUCAAGAAGAUGAAAUAAAUAUGGAAAAAUCUCUCAUUGAUAAUGGAAAUGAAUCAUUUUCAGCAGAAUCUAUUGAAACAGUACAGUCAUCGUCAUCGUCGUCAUCAACUCCGAAAAUUCCUGUCAUACAAUUUCGACGAUUACAAAAAGAGGUAUUUGAAUGUAAUCGUGUCGGGAAUCGAAUUCAAAAACCACCAAUUUGUGCAGAGAUUAUUUGUCAUGUUGAUGAAUUAGUGAAAAAUCGUCCUGUUUUAAUUAAAGUUACUGGAUGGUUAUGGGCACGUACUCUGUUCGCGAAACAUAUAUCAGAUGUUGAUCUUGUCACAAUCAUAUCUGUCAAUCAAGGUGAUAUACCAAAAGGUGUACAACCAGCUAAUGAACCAGUUGGACAUUUUUAUUUAUCACAAACAUUUUUCUUUCCACAAAUUCGUCCAAAAUUAAUUCAUCAAUUACCAAUAUGGCCAAUUAUUGUUGGUAUUGUAUUAGGUGUAUUAUUUUUAUAUUUAUUAAUUAUUUUAUUAUAUUUAUUAGGAUUCUUUCGUCGACGUAAAACUGAAUUACGUAAAGCAAUGCUUAGUAAAGGUGGAGCUGAAGAUACCUAUAAACGUGAACAAACUGAAUUAUUAUUAAAUGAUCAAAUCAAAUCAAAACAACAACCGAUGACAACAGGAAAUGUCAAUAAUAAUAAUAAUUAUCAAUAUGUUGAUGGUUAUACAAAAGCGACACCAACCCCACCACCACCACCAUCUAUAAUGAAUAAAAAAAGUAAAAAAUUAAAAAAGAAACAUAAACGUGAAUUGAAUAUUUUACAUCCUGGUGAUUUAUCACCAUCCCGUACAUUAAUUAAUACUCAUCAAGAUCAUGAUCAUGAUCGGGAUCAUCACCAUGGUAAUGAUGAUGAUGAUGAUCAACAACAAAAUAAAGAUGAAUUUGAAAAACAAAAUUUAAUCACAAAUUCUACUUCGUCUCAAUAAAAUAUGUUUAAGAAAAAAAAGCAAAAGUAAUAGGUUAAAAGCCUUGAUGAUGUGUAUUUUAUUUAAUCAUUUGUCAUUGCUUCUUCUUUUAUGAAUGUUUGUAUUCGUGUGUGUAUGCAUGUGUGCGUGUGGGAGCGAGAGAGAGACAGAGUCAGUAUAUGUGUAGAGACGUUAAAUAACCAUAGUUACCAGUUUAUGGUUUGUCUUCCUUUUGUUUUUGUUUUUUUUGGUGUUUUUUUUCUCUCUUUCAAAAAAAAUUUCAUUUAAAGUGUAUAAAUCUAUAUUUUAUUUAAUUCUUUGGAUUGAUUGUGAUACACCUCUGUCUCUCUUGAUCUCUCUCAGUCGGCUUAUUGUCUACACAUCUACUACUUACUAUAUAUGCAUAAAUAAAGAUUUCAUUUCAGUCUUUUGUUGAGUUUGAUUUAAUGUCGAUAUUACGUGGAUUGUCUGUCUGUUGUUUGACUGACUGACUGACUGACUGAUUUGACAAACUUAGUACUUUGCUUGACUUCAGUUAUUCUCCUGUUGUUGAUAGUUCUAUUUAUUUUCGUUUUUGUCUCUUUUUUUCAUGGUAAGAUAUAUUUAUCCACUGGUAUUAAUCUCUUUCUCUCUCUCUUUCAUACACACACACACACACUCUAUAGAGUUGGAAAUAGGUGCCAGUGAGUGAGAUGAUGAACAUGAAGAGAAUGAAAGAGAUCCGCUAUUUGUUGUUCUAUUUUGUUCAAAUUAGCUUUUUAGCUUAGUUUAUUAUUAUUAUUUCAAGUAACAUAAUAAAUACAAUUGAUAGUAACAAUAACAGCAUGAUGAAUUAGGAAGAAGAAGAAGAAGCGGGAGAAGAUGGUGAUGAUGAGAAGGAAGAAGAAGAAGAAACAACAUCAUGAUACCAACAAUUGUCAUAUGGUUUUUUGUUUAAAAGUCAAUUAUUAUCAAACUUAUUCUUAUUUAUGAUUAGAAACGAUUGUUCAUUUAUAUCUAUUACAUAAUAAAAUUAGUUACUAUGGAGAAAGAAUAUAGAUAUACAGAUAGAUACAUACAUAAAUAGAUGGACAAACACACACACACACAUCCAUACAUACACAACACAUCAGUGUUUAUAUUUUAUAAAAUUGUUGUUAUGCAAAAUGUUCUACAAUUAUUGAUCAUAUUUAUGAUUAAAAAAACAGUUUGUAGUUGGGUAAUGUUUACUAUCUCUAUUUAAUUAUUUUCUAUGAGAAUAAAAUGAAAUGAAAUAUGUUCUAAUGAACUUUUGAUUUAUAUUAUAUUUCAAUGGUUAAGAUCAUGAGUUAGUUGAAGCUAGACCACUAUGGAAAACCUGGAAGCACUGGACGGCCGUUCUGUCCUAUUGUGGAACUCUUCAGCAGUGCACCCCUUGCGAGAUUCGAACCCAGGACCUACUGGUUUCGCGCACAAGCACUUAACCACUAGUGAUCUAGCCUCAACUGACUAAUGAUCUUAACCACUGAAAUGACUAUAUCCACAAAACUCAUCUGAUAUUAUAUUAUUUGUAAUUCGUUUUGAUUUCUUGUAAGAAAUAACUAACGAUGAUCCUAAUAUAAAUAGUUGAGAUUAUGAAUCAGUUGAAGUUAGACCAUCAUGGUAAACCUAAAAACAAUAGACAGUUGUUUCGUCCCAUUGUGGGACUCUUCAGUAGUGUACAUCCAAGAUACCAUCUCGUGAGAUUCAAAUCACAGGACCUAUUAGUCUCGCGUGCAAGCGCUUAACCACUAGACUAUCUUUAUUUAUUUAGGAAAAAUAUUUUUCAUUUAUAUGGAGUUCUAUAGGUUAUAUUGGUCAAAGGCUAAUAUCAGCUAGGGGGUACCAGUGAAAAUUAGAAACUACUGAACAGCUACUAGUAUUUGACCACAGAUGCCUUAGAAAUAUUGCUGGCGCCUGCUGGGACCACCGAGUAAGUAAUAGUGAGGUUAGACGCAGGGUAUUAGAGAAUGAUGGUAGAUCAGUUGAUGAGGUUGUGAAUCAUCAUCGACUGAGAUGGUUGGGCCACGUGUUACUUAUGCCUGAACACCGACUACCACGACGUGC
Schistosoma haematobium is the source of this 6749-nucleotide messenger RNA. RefSeq lists its product as uncharacterized. Bases 318 to 4706 code for a protein of 1462 amino acids. The transcript is spliced from 4 exons. Gene Ontology annotation, cellular component: integrin complex; external side of plasma membrane. Gene Ontology annotation, molecular function: integrin binding. Gene Ontology annotation, biological process: cell-cell adhesion; cell-matrix adhesion; integrin-mediated signaling pathway. NCBI's taxonomy places the organism in Eukaryota, Metazoa, Platyhelminthes, Trematoda, Strigeidida, Schistosomatidae. The record is from RefSeq and is a predicted model, not a curated record.